Messenger RNA from Carlito syrichta (Philippine tarsier), 2091 nucleotides. Its product is annotated as ras-related protein Rab-1B. The transcript is spliced from 7 exons. Gene Ontology annotation, molecular function: GTP binding; GTPase activity. Lineage: Eukaryota; Metazoa; Chordata; Mammalia; Primates; Tarsiidae. Bases 1 to 894 code for a protein of 297 amino acids. The record is from RefSeq and is a predicted model, not a curated record.
AUGCGACACGCGCCAAGCCCAGUCCUAAACCGAGCUUGCAGACACCGAGCCGCGCCAGGCUCCCGAGCGCGGUCCUCAAACUCAGGUACGUCCAGGGGGCGGACUACAAGCCCCAGAAGGCAGUGCGCGGCGGCGGGGGGGCGGGGCAAGGAGGCUCGGCCCUCCAAGUUACGCCUGCGCGGCGGGAGCGAGUGUGGCGCCGUGGAAGACUACCAGUCCCGAGAGGCGGCGCGGCCGGGCCCGAGUCCGUGGGAUUCUCUGGUCUUCAAACUCUCCUCACUUCUUGGUCACUCCCGCUGCGGUGACUACCUGUUUAAGCUGCUUUUGAUUGGCGACUCGGGCGUGGGCAAGUCUUGCCUACUCCUGCGGUUUGCUGAUGACACAUACACCGAGAGCUACAUCAGCACCAUCGGGGUGGACUUCAAGAUCCGAACCAUCGAGUUAGAUGGCAAAACCAUCAAACUACAGAUCUGGGACACGGCUGGUCAGGAGCGGUUCCGGACCAUCACCUCCAGCUACUACCGGGGGGCUCAUGGCAUCAUCGUGGUGUACGACGUCACCGACCAGGAGUCCUACGCCAACGUGAAGCAGUGGCUGCAGGAGAUCGACCGCUAUGCCAGCGAGAACGUCAACAAACUCCUGGUGGGCAACAAGAGCGACCUCACCACCAAGAAGGUGGUGGACAACACCACGGCCAAGGAGUUUGCAGACUCUCUGGGCAUCCCCUUCCUGGAGACGAGUGCCAAGAACGCCACCAAUGUCGAGCAGGCGUUCAUGACUAUGGCUGCUGAGAUCAAAAAGCGGAUGGGGCCGGGGGCCGCCUCGGGGGGCGAGCGGCCCAACCUCAAGAUCGACAGCACCCCUGUGAAGCCGGCUGGUGGUGGCUGUUGUUAGGAGGGGCAGUGGAGUGGGACAGGAGGGGGCGCCUUCUCCAGAUGACGCCCCUGGAGGGGGCCGGAGGGUCUGCCCUCUCCCUCUCCUGGGGCAUUUGAGUCUGUGGCUUUGGGGUGUCCUGGGCUCCCCAUCUCCCUCUGGCCAUCUGCCUGCUGCCCUGAGCCCCGGUUCUGUCAGGGACCCCAAGGGAGGCCACCGAGGACCUGCGGCUAGGGCGGGGGCGGGGGUUUGCUCGCUGCUGCCUCUAGGUAACGUUAAAAGAUGCCCACCACACACCUUUCUUUGGGAUGAGGGCUCUUCUGUCUCUCCCUUCCCCUCCACCCCCUGGAUGCUGCACUGGGUUUCUCUCCCUUCCCUUUUUCCUCUCUCCCCCAUCCCUAGAACUGAGGGUCUCUCUGGCCUCUGCUGCCCUGGCUGCAGCCAGCACCUGGAGCCAGGAGUGUGGCCAGGGGAUCCAGGACCUGGGAGAACCCUGGGCUGGAUCUCAGGACGGGCAUGGGGGCCACCGGGGCCCAGCAGCCCACCCUUUCCUCCCCUGGCUGCCUCCCUUCCGGCCCCUCCCACACUCCCAGCUCGAGCCGUCCAGCUGUGGUGGGGUCUGAGCACCUCGAGGGCAGGUAGGCGGGCAGCCGUGCUCGGCCUGUGUCUCGAGCCCAGAGGGAGCCUGCUCCUGCCGCCCCUGCCCUGCCAGAGCCAGGCCCAUGCGCUGCCUGCCCACCGCGCCCCUUUGUCCCCAUGGCAGGCGGAGGCGGAAGGCCCACCGUGCCAGAGGCCGGGCACCAGCCUUAACCCUGUCUCUGCCAGCUCCUGCUUUCCCUGAGGCAGCACACCUGGCUUAUCCCCUUCAUCCCCUGGCCUGAGAAGGCAGACCCCCGUCCCCUGUUGCUCCUCCCCACCCAGGAUCCCAGCCCCCUGCCUCUGGCACAGCUGCUUCCUGCAGGAAGACAAGUCUUUGGUCUCUACCUAAGAAGCCAUGUCCCUUGUGCUGUCUCUUGCCUGUCCCACCCCUGCCCCGCCCUCCAGCUUGUAUUUAAGUCCCCAGGCUGCCCCUUGGGCUGCCCCCCACUCCCAGGUUCCCCUCUGGUGUCAUGUCAGGCAUUUUGCAAGGAAAAGCCACUUGGGGAAAGAUGGAAAAGGACAAAAAAUAAUAAUAAAUUUCCACUGGCCCUCGGGUGAGCCGAGGGUUUUUGCAAGGAA